Brugia malayi is the source of this 2265-nucleotide messenger RNA. RefSeq lists its product as uncharacterized. Gene Ontology annotation, molecular function: protein binding. Lineage: Eukaryota; Metazoa; Nematoda; Chromadorea; Rhabditida; Onchocercidae. Bases 1 to 2265 code for a protein of 754 amino acids. The record is from RefSeq and is a predicted model, not a curated record. The transcript is spliced from 19 exons.
AUGGUUAACAUUGAUAACUCCAACUUAGCUCAGAGAGAUUCCAGCACUGUUAAUACACCAAGAGGAGCCGAUACAAACGUGAACGAAGAAAUGAGUAGUAAUGAAUAUCCUUUGCAUGAUGUUCAGCAAGAUUCAAACGCUUUGGAUUGUAAAGGAGAUGAACAGCCACGAAAAGUGCCAUAUACAAUGCACGGUGUGUUGCAUUACUUGCAACAUGAAUGGAGCCGUUAUGAAAUGGAUCGGGCGCAGUGGGAGAUGGAAAGAGCUGAAUUGCAGGCACGAAUAAGCUUUCUUCACGGUGAGCGAAAAGGACAGGAAAAUUUAAAGGCAGAUCUGAUCCGACGCAUAAAAAUGCUUGAAUACAGUUUAAAACAGGAACGAGCUAAAAAUUAUCGCUUAACUCACAACGGUCAAGAUAAGCCAGAAGACGAAGUGAGCCCGGAUGAAGCAGCAGAGACUGCUGAACAAGUUUCUCUUGACGUAGAUGCCUACGCUUCGCAGUGUAACAGCACCUCCAGUUUUCGUAAUGCAAGAGCUUUACUGAGACAAUAUCUGCAGGAGAUUGGUUACAGUGAGACGAUUUUGGAUGUUCGAUCUUUUCGGGCCAAAAAUUUAUUGGGACUGAUGCCACAUUCAGAUUGGCAAAAUGAUUCUAACAGCGCUUCUCGGCAAAAUGCUGUGAAGGCUCUUCAAGAUACUGAUCGAGCUGUAAUGGAAGCUGCUCAGUAUCUUCGGAAAAAGAAAAAGGAUAACUCUGUACCAGUUGGAAGUGAUGAUAGCGAUUCGGAAGAUGAUGAGAAGACAGGAAAAGAACACAAGGAUUCUCUUGAUCCGGAAACUGUGGAUGCGCUUGGAGAGUUUUCCUUUUUAAAAGAUGAGAAAACAAGUGUAAGCAGAAAGCGAUCAGAAGGAAGUGGUGAGUGGAGCAUCAAUCAACGUGCUAUUGAUCAAAUGAAGGAAAAGUUCAGAUCGGAACAAGAAAGAAAACGAAAUAAUAGUCAGAGUGAUUCUUCGUCAGGUAGAGGACCGCCACAUCAACUUCGCUUAGGAGCGGAUGACGUCAAAAAAGAAGUAUCUGAUGAUGAUGUGCAACAUUUUUUCUGUGGUAAAAGUAGGCGAGAGUUUAUGGAUAUCAAUGCAGCUCUUGGAAUUGCUGAUGAAGAAAGUGUUGAUAUUAAAGAUGAUUUCAUUAUCCCAGAUGAAGAUACAACGAAUAUUCGGUGGAAUUUGAAAUUUACGCUACGUUCACAUUUCGAUAGCAUUCGUGUCAUGCAGUUUCAUCCCGUUGAACCGGUGCUUAUUACUGCUAGUGAAGACAGCACGGCGAAACUUUGGAAUCUGGGUAGUAUCUGUAUGAAAAUGGAUUUAAAAGGAAAUCAAGUCUCAACACAUCCACAGUCUGCAAUCACUGAGCUGGAGCCAACAUAUACGUUCCGCGGACACAAUGGGCCGAUCCUUUCAAUGGAUAUGUCACCAACAGGUGAUAUGUGUUAUACUGGUGGUUUUGAUGGUGUUGUGUGUUGUUGGUCGGUACCAUCAGUUAAUACGGAUAUAUAUGAACCAUACGAUUCGAAGGUGUUAUGUGAGAAACUGAAAGGUCAUACCAGUGCGAUCUGGUCAGUUGCGUUUCAUUCAUCCGAUAAUCGCCUCGUUAGUGCUUCUGCUGAUGGAACGAUUAAACUCUGGGAACCGGGAAAUACGGACGCUCUUAUCAAAUCAUUUGGUGCUGCACUGCCAAAUAUAAAGCCAACAUCAGUCGACUUUGUUUCAACUGAACCACAGCAACUGCUAGCGGCUUAUACUUCAUCAUAUGCUUCAAUUAUUGAUAUCGAGACUGGUUGCAAUGUGCUGUCAUUUGAUUUUGGUGAUGAAGAUGCUGGAACAAUUACGAAAAUUUUGUCACACCCAACGAUGUCAGUAUCUUUAACUGCUAGUAAUGAUCGCAAAAUACGCUACUUCGAUAACAAUACUGGCAAAAUGAUUCAUGGAACCGUUGCACAUGUUGAAGCAAUUUCGUGUCUAGCUAUUGAUCCUAAUGGUCUUUAUUUACUUUCCGGUAGUCAUGAUGGUUCUUUACGUCUUUGGAAUAUGGAAAAAAGGAUUUGCUUACAGGAGAUUGCGGCGCAUCGCAAAAAGUUUGAUAGCGCUGUGAUGACGGUUGCAUUUCAUCCAAGUAGGCCUUUGAUUGGUUCCGCUGGUGCCGAUGCCCUUGCAAAAGUGUUUAGCUCUCAAAAAUAUUUGCAUGGGAAUAAUUUUGACUCUUAA